AUGCUGUAAACAAAUGAUUUACUAUGUGGGAAUAGAUAUCAUUAUUCAGGAUUAAUUGAUGCAAUAUUUUAAAUUUAUAAAUAAGAAAAGUAAAUUUAAUAGAAUACUUAUAUUGAUUAAAGAGAUUGUAUGCUGGAUCAUCAAUAAUGGCACUCAGAACUGGAUUAGGAUCAACAAUUUAAUUACCUGUUUUUGAUUUUACUAAAGAACAUGGAUAAUAAUGGAUCAAAAAUUAAACUGAAUUAAAUAUGUUUGGUAGUGCAAAUGCAACUUUAUGGUUAUGUUUUAUUAACUUGUCCUAUUGAAGUGGCUUUGACUAGAUAUUUUAAUUAAUAAUUCGAUAAAAUAAUAAUUUAAAAUUUAUUUAUAGAAAUCCAACUGUUUAUUAAGGUUGUUUCCAUACCAUUAAAUUAAUCUUUAAAUCAGAAGGCUUUUAAGUUUUAAUAAAGGAUUAGGAGGUUUAUUCUUUAGAUCUGGUCCUCAAUCUUUUAUCUCAUUAUUGAUUGUUAAUCAAUUAAAUAGUCUAAGAAAUUAAAAAAAAUAAUGA
Messenger RNA from Paramecium sonneborni, 547 nucleotides. Lineage: Eukaryota; Ciliophora; Oligohymenophorea; Peniculida; Parameciidae. The record is from the annotation of a GenBank genome assembly.